UCCUCGUGGAUUUCUACUCGUUUUUUUUUCGAGAUUCAAAAGCUUCGUCAACUAACAGCGGCAUCAGUAAAAAACGCGUGCAUGACCGUCUACGCGACUCAUGGAAUUCCUGCAAAGCUGUGCACGGAUAAUGGCCCACCGUUCAACAGUGCAUGCUUCCGAUCUUUUAAUGCACAGCUCGGAACCACCCACGUAACCUCAAGCCCGUACUAUCCGCGUAGCAACGGCAUGGCAGAGCGCGCCGUGCAGGAGGCGAAAAAGUUGCUAACAAAGUGUCCUUUUGGAACUUUUGAAUUUUACAGCGCUUUGAUGGAGUGGCGAAAUAUGCCAAGGGACGAACAACUGAAGUCACCCGCUCAGAGGUUGAUGGGCCGCCAAACAAGAACGCAACUGCCAGUUCUCUCCAGCCACCUGGAACCUCGGACGGUGUCGCCUCAAUGUGUUCGUAAUCGUCUCAGUGAAAUAAGAGAGAAGCAACGAAUCUUCUACAACAGGACGGCAAAACAUCUACCCCAGCUUCACAGUGGUUCUCCAGUAUCAGUGUACGACACCAUACGCCGACACUGGUCUCCAGCUGUGGUCGUAGGUCCAGCAGGCCCACCACGGUCAUACACCUUAACUACAGACAGCGGACAACAGCUGCGACGCACCAGGGAACAUCUGAGUUCCAGAGCAGAGCAACCUGCGUCCUCCCCUGGAAAGACUGCUUCCGCGGAACCACCAUUACAGCCUCGCCAGGAGACGGAACAGCCACCUCAGGACGUCCUUCGUAGAAGUAACCGCUUGCGCAGAUCGCCACAACGGUAUCCCCUGCCAGAGAAACCAAUAUGAUAGUUCUCUGUCAUAGAAAUUGUUUCGUGUCUGUUUUCUGUAUCUUGAAAGGAAGGAAGAUGUAACCAUGCGCAUUGUCGCAUUAUCAUGUACACGUGCGCACUUGAUGCUCCUAGUGCGCAUGUCAUGUUUUGUAUCGGCCCUUAUUUAAGCAGGGCCUUGUCUCCGAAUAAACACACUUCGUUCCCUGCAUCACGCGCGUCU
Molecule: messenger RNA, 1035 nt
Organism: Dermacentor silvarum
Lineage: Eukaryota; Metazoa; Arthropoda; Arachnida; Ixodida; Ixodidae
Exons: 1
Biological process (GO): DNA integration
Molecular function (GO): nucleic acid binding
Source: RefSeq, a predicted model, not a curated record